Molecule: messenger RNA, 1305 nt
Organism: Merops nubicus (carmine bee-eater)
Lineage: Eukaryota; Metazoa; Chordata; Aves; Coraciiformes; Meropidae
Product: trifunctional purine biosynthetic protein adenosine-3-like
Exons: 10
Coding region: 1-1305 (434 amino acids)
Biological process (GO): purine nucleobase biosynthetic process
Molecular function (GO): phosphoribosylamine-glycine ligase activity; metal ion binding; ATP binding
Source: RefSeq, a predicted model, not a curated record
AUGGCUGAUCGAGUGCUUGUGAUUGGCAGUGGAGGGAGAGAGCAUGCACUAGCCUGGAAGCUGGCCCAGUCCCCACAUGUAAAACAUGUGUUUGUUGCUCCAGGAAAUGCAGGAACAGCUGACAAUGGAAAAAUUUCAAAUUCAGCUGUAUUAGUGAGCAAUCACACUAUUGUCAUCCAGUUCUGCAAAGAUCAUAACAUUGGACUUGUGUUAGUCGGACAAGAAGCUCUUUUGGCAGCUGGGAUUGUUGAUGACCUGAGAGCUGCAGGAGUUAGGUGUUUUGGACCAUCUGCAAAAGCAGCCCAGCUGGCAUCCAACACCAGUUUUGCCAAAGCCUUUCUGGAUCGACAUGGGAUCCCAACAGCAAGAUGGAAAGCCUUCACGAAUCCCCAGGAAGCUUGUAGGUUUAUUAUCAGCACAGACUUUCCUGCACGAGUUGUACGGGCAAGGGGCCCUGCUGCUAGAAAAGAAGUGAUUAUUGCAGCCAGCAAAGAGGAAGCCUGCAAAGCUGUCCAAGAGAUUAUGCAGGACAGAAUGUUUGGAGAGAUGGUUGUUAUUGAGGAACUUCUUCAAGGGGAAGAACUUUCUUGCUUGUGCUUCACGGAUGGUGUCACUGUUGCCUCAAUGCCCCCAGCCCAGGCCCAGAAACGAUUAUUGGAUGGUGACCAGGGUCCAAAUACUGGAGGGAUGGGAGCCUAUUGCCCGGUUCCUCAGGUUCCAGAAGUUCUUCUAGAGCAAAUCAAUGGUGCUAUCCUUCAACAUGUUGUUGAUAACAUGAGACACGAAGGAACAGCAUAUGUAGGUGUGCUGCAAACAGGUUUAAUGCUUACCAAAGAUGGUGUGAAAGUUUUGAACUUUAAAUGUCAGUUUGGUGACCCUCAGUGCCAGGUAAUUCUUCCACUCCUUAAAAAUGAUUUUUAUGAAGUGAUUCAAGCAACAAUUGAUGGCAAACUCUGCAGCUUCAUGCCAGCCUGGUCAGAAAACAGUACAGCUGUGUGUGUGGUCAUGGCAAGUCCAGGAUACCCAGGAGACUAUGACAAAGGCAUGGAGGUAACAGGGCUGCUGCAAGCCAAAGAGUUAGGGCUGCAGGUGUUCCACGCUGGCACAACGCUGAAGGAUGGGAGAGUGGUGACAAAUGGUGGCAGAGUCCUCUCCAUUACUGCUGUUAAGGAGGACCUGAUGCAAGCCCUGGGAGAAGCCAACAGGGGUGUAGCAGCCAUACGUUUCAAGGGUGCCACUUACAGGAAGGACAUUGGCCAUCGGGGUAUACGGCUUCUUAAACAGUCUCUGUAUGUAAGCAAAUAG